AUGAAGAUAUUGAAAACAACUUUGACUACAAAAGAAGCAGACAAGAUCAUAGAAGAUCUAAUACCAAGUCCUAUUGCUGCAGAAGGUGAUCUGAAUGCUCUCAAUAGGAAGUUAGCGGAAUCGAGUUUCAGAACAAAAUUUGAUAACAAGCCAGAGGAAUGUUCAGUGUGUUUUAAUGAUUAUGAUGACAAUCAGCUACGACCUCGCACACUGCCGUGCGGCCACACAUUCUGCUCCCAGUGUAUUGACAAUGCUAUCAAGAAUGGUCAGCUGACCUGCCCCAGCUGCCGUGCCGAGCACGCUGCCACAGCUGCAACUCAGUUCCCAAUUAGCUAUGCUGUGGAGGCUUUAGUUAGGAAACUCAAAAAUAUCCAGCUAACAACUCAGGAAGCAGUGCCAGCAAAACCUUAUGAAGGUCCCGCCAGAGGCAUCAAGACACAUAAAGAUGAGAGUUGA
Molecule: messenger RNA, 456 nt
Organism: Procambarus clarkii (red swamp crayfish)
Lineage: Eukaryota; Metazoa; Arthropoda; Malacostraca; Decapoda; Cambaridae
Source: RefSeq, a predicted model, not a curated record